Acanthochromis polyacanthus (spiny chromis) is the source of this 3683-nucleotide messenger RNA. Its product is annotated as tumor necrosis factor receptor superfamily member 1A. Gene Ontology annotation, biological process: signal transduction. Gene Ontology annotation, molecular function: protein binding. Lineage: Eukaryota; Metazoa; Chordata; Actinopteri; Pomacentridae. Gene Ontology annotation, cellular component: plasma membrane. The transcript has 12 exons. The record is from RefSeq and is a predicted model, not a curated record. The coding region runs from base 547 to 1743 and encodes 398 amino acids.
GGACGUCGCUUUAAAAAAUUCACACCAACGCAAUGAAGGAGGAAAAAAAACGAGAGAAACUUUCCCUUCUUUGACUUUUUCGGACAUGUCUGCUGUCUGGCUGCGGAUCUGGACGCGCACCGCCGGAGGAUCGAGGCGGAUUCGAGGCUCCCGGUGCGCCUCAGACAUUCUCAGACAGUUUUCUUUAAAACAUUUCCAGACAAAAGAGAAACAAAAAUGGCAGCCUUAUUUUUAUAAGGCGGGACGCCAUAUUCUGCAGACCCCAAAAUUUUUUAGGAGCAUGAACGUGUUGUCGUGAGGAGGAGGAAACGCGGCCGCGGAGACGCAACACAAAGUCACACUUCUCUGAAGACUCCAAAGAACUGACAGCUCCGAUCCGAACACCAGCUCCCAUGAACGCAGCAGCCUUCCUGUCAGCAGCGACUGCUUUAAUGAAUCCUCCUGCUGGUGAAUUUAUUGGACUCCUCUCCUGCUUCCUCUAAAUUUUUCCUCAAAUGAGUGAAACUACCUGUAGCUGGUUGCGUCCUCACGGUCUGCUCUCCCAACAUGCAGUUUGUCCUGGCUUUCCCGCUGAUACUUUCCAUCGUUUCCCAUCAGCAGAGUCACGCUGAGGCAGCCCAACGAACAUUUCAGCAAGCGUGUGAACCUGGAUAUUUUUUAAAUAAAACCAAAUGUGACAAAUGUCGGAACGGCACUUACACAGCAAUAAAAAACCGUAGGCCGAGCUGUUUGAAGUGUUCGUUUUGUAAGCAUUAUGAGAUUGAAACAAGUCCUUGCUUGUUUAAUAGCGAGGUGAAGUGUGGCUGUAAAGAGAAUUACUACCGUUCCAAUGAGACUGGAGACUGUGAGAGAUGCUCCUGUGAAGACUGCAUCAAUAAAAGUCCUGACUACAAGACGUGCCGGCCCUGCGAAAUAAAGGAGUGUCGGAAAAAUCCAGAAUGUCUAAAGAUAUGCUCUAUUGCCAGUCCUGUAAAUGCUACAUAUCCAUCUACAACAACAAGAAAUCCUCCAGCUUCGUCCACCAGACCCUCGGCUUCAAACGGAACGACAACCCCGGAUAUGAAGAAACUUACACCAGAGAACCAGAUGAGCUGGGUUUUUCUGGUGGUGGUCAGCGUCCUGUUUCUGCUGCUCUUUUGGCUCAUGCUGCUCUACACCAGGAACCUGUUCAGAUAUUCAGAAAGCUGUCCUUGCUGGGGCGAAAGCAAAGAUGUGGAGCUGUCCGAUGGCCCCGCAGCAAACGAACAACAGCAUCAUCGAGGCCCAACCACGCUGACAUGGGAGGAAACUCCCAUGAUACCUGUCAAUCAGACUCCACCCAUAUCGGAUUCAGAUUCUGCCCCUGUCAGCCCUCCACCUCCAGGCAGCGACCUUCCAGUUGCCCGACCAGACGAGCACUCUGACCGCUGGCCAGCCGUCGUCCUCUACGCCAUCAUCCAGGAGGUGCCCCUGCGUAGGUGGAAGGAGUUCCUGCGUCGACUCUCGGUGGCCGACCAGCAGCUGGAGCGAGUGGAGCUGGAGGCCGGUUUGGGUCUGGACUCCAUGGAGAGGCAGUACCAGAUGCUGAAGCUGUGGAGCCAGCACUCCACCGCCAGCCUCGGUGACGUUUUCUCCGCCUUACGCCACAUGCAUUUAUCCGGCUGCGCCCAGCUGCUGCAGGAACACCUGGACAGGCUGCAGUGGAGACCCGAUGCCAGGCAGAGUCACUCAGGUGGUGGUUUGAACGGAGCCAUGCACACCUGAAGCUGUAGAGAGACACAAGUAUGACGCUGUAGAUGGAGAUUCUUUAACCAAGAACACCGGUGCAUAAAACUGGAGACCUCAAGUUUCUGGAGAAGACAUUACUGAUGGUGGCUCCUACAGAAAACUGCAAUAAUGCCUUAAAUGACCCAUGGUGAUAAAUACAAAUGUAGAUGAAGAUCUUGAUGCUAUGACAAAUCAAGUCUUUUUUCUUAACAGUUUGACAUCAUCACAUGGACUCCAGCUACACGUAUUAUAUGUAUUCUCCUGAUAAAAUCCAAAAAAACCCAAAAACUUUGCAGAACUGGAAGUCGGGUAAUCCCUUUGCUUCCUCUAAUGCGGCAACAGAAUGAAGCCUCUGAAUUUUCACACAGUACUCUAGUAAUCUGCUGUAUGUGGAGAAAAUUAAUUUCAAAAACAAUUGAGGGUAAUUCCCUUCCAUCAAACAAAGCCUUGCUGUUAAAACGCCCUUUGUGUACACCACUAAACCUCCAGCUUGUUGUGUGGCGUCUCUUAAAGGCCAACCAUGGAGGCCUGCGGUUUCACAACAGAGCUGCAAUGUAAAUAUGCGUGUGAAAGGUUAGAAAGGAAGUGACACUUCCUUGAUGAAAGGUGCAACUUAGUUUACCUCCAGGAAUCAAGUAUUUUUUAAUAAUUAUUUUAUAAGCAAUGACUUGUUUCAGUUUGAAUAUUUAAACUGUGUGAACAUUUUGUGUACAUCUGUGAUGUUUGAGACUCGACUGACGUGAAGGUCUGGUACAGCAGCUCAGCCGCUGCUUCUCGCUGUGCACCCUCGCAAAGGAAGAAAGAUGAAAUCCCCAAAGGACGUCAGAUUUUCAAUUUCCUGCAAGUGAACGGUGUCAGUGUGCAGCAUGUUGGGUUUUUCCUCACCACACAUAUUCCAUUCAAACUGAUGGUUUUCUCUUGUGGUGUUUGGGUAUCUCACUUUGAGAGUUUUUGUGUGGCAGUUUGGUUUACUGGCAGUAAAGGACUUGGACUUUCCAAUUUAAGGAGUUCAGCAGUGAAUGUUUAAAUCCUUAUCUAGGUCAUUUGGCCUCAAGGUAAAGGUACGGAUGUGUGUAUUUUACAGGUGGGUCAAUCUAUAACUGAGGGACUUUUGAAGUCUAUAGGAUAUAUCUUGCAUACAUUUUUUUAAGUAAAAAAAACUAAUGUUUUUAUGUUCAUUAUGAUCAUGUCUUUACAAAUUCCAUAAUUGUUUAUUAUGGAAACAAUCACUUGUUAAUAAAAAAUGACUGGAUAUCACUAAAAUAUCAACUAAAUAACCAUCUGAAUUUAAUACCAACCACCUUCUAAUGAGCUAAACAAUUAUAAAAUGAGCUGAUUCAGAAAUAGCUUUGAUUGUUUUCUUUUUAUUAAGUUGAGAUAAUCAUGACAGGUAAUAUAUCAAAUUUUAUAUGGAAGAUAACAAAUUGUAUCUGUGUCUGAGAAAUCCCUUUCAUCUAAGUUCCCCGUUCCAAAAACACCUCUCCAGGAAGUGUGUUAAUUCCAGAUCACAUGACCUGCUCCUCAUGAUGUCAUUUCCUGAAGAAAAGACUGGCCAGACUCCAAGGCUAUCUGAGUUAUUUAAUAUAAAGUAGUGAACAGGUUUACUACAAUAUCUUUAGAAAUAACUUAAAUUUCAGUUUUACUCAAUUAUAUGUAUAAUAUUUAGAAGAAUCAUUCUGUAAAAUGCCAUGUGGUGUUUGGUUACAGGCGGCCAUGUUGAUUUUAGGCUGAAAACAGCAAAAAUGUCAACUAUGAUAUAACAAGUCCCGCAAUUAUAGAUUGACCCAAGUGUCAUUUUUCUGAAACUAUUUAUGGAUUUCUGCAUAUUUUAUUACAGAGCUGAAUGUGUGAAUUAUCUGCUAGAUGUAGGAUUUUCAUCCUUACUUGUCACCUUUGGUACACAUGUAAUGUAAUAAAGUACCUGAGUCAAAAUGUGA